This is a messenger RNA of Bactrocera oleae (olive fruit fly), 1453 nucleotides long. It is a transcript of the gene mRpL35, whose product is annotated as mitochondrial ribosomal protein L35. Gene Ontology annotation, biological process: translation. The record is from RefSeq and is a predicted model, not a curated record. Gene Ontology annotation, cellular component: mitochondrion; ribosome. Gene Ontology annotation, molecular function: structural constituent of ribosome. NCBI's taxonomy places the organism in Eukaryota, Metazoa, Arthropoda, Insecta, Diptera, Tephritidae.
UUUUUUGUAGAGUUUUCGCACAACAUGCUACUACAAAGAAUAUGUAUUAUUUAAGAUUCAUAUCCAUUUUCUUCUGGCAUUUGGUUUAUUUUUGGUCAAAACGUAGGAAUAUUGCAUUAAAAGAUGACAUAACAAUCAAUUUGUCUACACGGGUGGUAAGGUGAGAAGAGCGCUCGUUGCCCCUUUGCUUUCCGUUUUGUUGAGUGAUAGUGAUUGUAGUACCUCACGCGUAGAUGUGAUGACGGCACAUAAGCAAGUUUAUAUCUUUUACAACACAAUUCUUUAAGAUAUUCACACUAACCUGUAUGGCGUCUCGGCAUGGUCGUUUCAAUGCUAGACGAUACAUAUUGCUAUAAUUUUUGGAAAACUUAAUAUCGUGUGUAUAAUUCCAAUUCCUUUACGAGCCGGUGCUGAACGUCCUCCCGCGAUCUAGACAAAAACGAAAACUUUUUUCUGCUUUACUCUAAACUGAGCCACUAUUUUGUACAGAGAGUGGAAAUGAUACGAUGACAAAUGAGGAAGGGAAAUUCGAAAUACAAUAAUAAAAAACUGACAUCUACAUGUGUCGGCAAUGCAGUGCAGCAAUGUCAUGCUAAAAUGUCAAUAUCAUAUGUGUUUUUUGGUUAUAUUCUACUCUGGUUAUGGAAUCAAUCUGAAAUAAUUUAUACACAUUAAUCGGACCACAUAAAUAAAACAAAAAAUGCUUCGGACAUUAUUUUAUGGAGCCGCCCGUACGGUCACUUAUUUAGCAAAUCAAAAUACCGCAAUCGCCCCAAUGAGGCGUGCAUUUUCUUAUCAAGUAUGUAACCGGUGGGCAACUUCAAAUUCCAAUCUUUUUUCUAAGCUUUCAUCAACAGUUCCAACCAAUGUGUUAAAUGCUUUUGUGCCAGGUUUUGGUUCUACUCAACAGCAAACGCGUUCCUUAACGAAAUUUUCGCUUAAUAAAGGGAAACGAAAAUCCGUAAAGGCAGUUCUUAAACGCUUUAAACGUCUCGAUUGGGGAAUCUGGGUACGCACGCACACGGGACGAAAUAAAAAAAUGUUUAAAAAAUCUCCCGAGCUGCGCAGAAGAUUACGUCAACACAUUUUCACAAAUUCAACACAGAGUUAUAUGCUGGACAAAAUGGUUACUAGUUUUUGGCGUCGUCCGAAAUACUACAUAGAUGACCCAUACGCGCCAUACCAUAAAAGGGAUGAAUUCUUUGCAACAAAAAGUAAACCAUUUAAGGUUUAAAAUAAUUGUGCUUAGGUAUCUGCAUUAUCUGUAAUCCAGUGCUUGUAUUGGAAUCAUUUGCUUAUUUUAUUACCUAUAAAAUAUGAUAUAAAGAUUUUAAACAAAGAUCUUAAUUUAACUGAAUGUAAACUUUUAUCUGAAAUGUGGAACACCGACACAAACAUUUUUUUCGCUUGCGACAAAAACUACAUAUAUAAAAAAUAUAUUCGUUACAAUUUA